Messenger RNA from Clunio marinus, 3991 nucleotides. The record is from the annotation of a GenBank genome assembly. NCBI's taxonomy places the organism in Eukaryota, Metazoa, Arthropoda, Insecta, Diptera, Chironomidae.
AAUUUUCAAUUGUUUAGGGUACGACACUGAUAGAAAUAUCCCAUAAAAACGAAAUAUUUUCAGAAAACCUAAGGAAAAUUUGAUUGAAUAAACUCUUUUUGGUUAAUAAAAUUAAAAGAAAUACUUAUUGAAAUAUCUGGAAGUUCUAAAUAAACUUAUAAUUGCUGAUGCAAAGUUUAAAAGUGGAAAUAGUUAUCAAAAUAUAAAAAGUUAUUCUGAACAGAUUUUAAAGACAAAGAAAGUUUUGUCUGGCUCUGAAACUAUUGUCACAAAGAUAUUUCUAAACAAAUGAUUUCCUUGGCAUGAAAAUUCUAUACGCCAUCAAAAAAAUUUAUCAGAUGAGACAGUAAAUAAAAGACAGAAAGGAGUGAAGAGAAAAACAAAGAAAAUUACCUUCCGAUGAAAACUGCAUCGUGAAAAAAAUAAUUACGCUUUGAAAAGUUUGAAGGAAGAAGUAAGGAAAGAAUUGAAGAAAAUCGCCAUUAAAUAAUUUCGUGAAAAAAAAUAAGAAAGAAAAGAAAAAAACAUCAAGAGUAAAAUUUUUCAUCAUCAUCGUGUCGGACAUCGAAUUCGAUAAUCAUUAUUCAGGCUGCUUGAAAUUGCUCAAAAUUGAUUUCGUUCAGGGUGUUUCUACCUCACGGUCCUCACCUCCAGAGGACCAGCCACCGCGAAAACGCUCGAAAAGAACGUCGGUGUUAGAGGAUCAUCAUCAGCUGCAACAACAGCAAAUUAACCAACUUUCAAGUCCCGCAUCGUCGUCCUCACGCUUCACUUCAUCAUCAUCUUCAUCUUACAGUAAUCAGUCACAAUAUCCAGGAGCAGAAAGACGAUUUAAUUUCCUGGAAAUGCUCGAAGAAAACAUGAACGGAACAUCACAAUCCACACCAGCAUAUGACAUAAAUGGUCAUCGUCUGGCUCAAACCGAACACAAUCAGCAAUCAUCAGGUGGAUCGACGGCGACAAACGGGACAACAACCAACAAUGAUUAUCCAACAAAUGGAGUCAUGCAUCACACAAAUAACAAUCAUGACCUUCCACCAAUUGAACGUGUUCAAUUGGAUAAAACAAAUCGCGAUAUUGUCCGAUUGAUUGGACAACAUUUGAAGCUCAUUGGUUUAGAUCGAACAGCACAAAUGCUCAUGCAAGAGUCUGGAUGUAGUCUUGAACAUCCAGCAGCUUCUAAAUUUCGUGAGCAUGUUCUCUGUGGUGAUUGGCAUAAAGCCGAUUACGAUCUUCAAGAAUUACAAUCGAUUGUCGAUAAUGAUGAAAUGAAAUUAACGACAAAACCGACAAAUCUUAUUGAAAUGAAGUUUCUAUUGUUAGAACAAAAGUAUUUGGAGUAUCUUGAUGAUUCUCGUCCAAUAGAUGCUCUUCAUGUUUUAAGAAACGAAUUGACACCGUUACAACAUAACACACCACGCGUUCAUCAACUAUCCAGUUAUAUGAUGUGCACCAAUAAUGAGGAAUUAUAUGAACGUGCUGGAUGGGAGGGAAAAAAUAUUCGAUCUCGUACACGUUUAAUGGAUCGUUUACAGUCAUUCUUACCAGCAAGUGUCAUGCUCCCGCCACGUCGUCUUCAUACAUUACUUCGUCAAGGUGUUGAACUCCAAAUGGAACGUUGUUCACAUCACGAUAUGGCUUGGAACACAUCCAUAGAGAAUGUUUCGUUGUUGAGCGAUCACAAUUGUUCUGAAAUUGCCCACAUGUUUCCCGUUCAUCCCGUUCAGGUGCUUAAUGAGCAUUCUGAUGAAGUUUGGUACUGUAAAUUCUCACCGAAUGGUCUCAAAUUAGCAACAGGAUCAAAAGAUACAUUUUGCAUUAUUUGGGAAGUUGAUCCAGAACGUCAUCAACUUAAACAAAUAAAAUCAUUUGAAUGUCAUGCAAAUGGUGUAUCGUUUGUCACAUGGUCUCCCGAUUCCAAAUAUCUCAUUGUCGGUGGAACAGAAGAAUCAUCCGAGCUGCUUAUUUUCAAUAUUGAAGAGCUUAAACUUCAUUCAAAAGUUUCACAUUCAAAUGAUGAAUCGCUUACAUGUGCUGCUUUUUCACCAGAUGGACAACGUUUUGUCACUGGCGGUAUACGAGGACAAUUCUAUUUGUGUGAUUUGGAAGGUGCGAUAUUAAAUAAUUGGGAUGGUGUAAGAGUAAAUUCAGUCGCAUUUCGUUCUGAUAAUGUCACCGUCCUUGGGUCUGAUACACAUCAUCGUAUUCGAUCAUAUUGCUUUGAAUCUCGUAAUGAUUUUCACAUGAUACAAGAACACAAUCCAAUCAUGACUUUUAGUGUUAACUCAUCUGAUCGAUUGGCUUUGUUGAAUGUGUCAUCGCAAGGCCUUCAUUUAUGGGAUUUGCGUGAUAAAUGUAUGGUGAGAGUCUUCCAAGGUGUCGUUCAAGGUAACUACACGGUUUAUUCUUGCUUCGGAGGCGUCAAUGAGAACUUCAUAGCAAGUGGGAGCGAGGAUAACACUGUUUAUAUUUGGCACAUAAGAAACGAACAGCCAUUGUUAACACUCACUGGACAUACAAGAACAGUUAACUGUGUUAGCUGGAAUCCAAUUUAUCCAUCAAUGUUGGCCUCGUGCUCUGAUGAUGGAACUGUUCGCAUUUGGGGUCCUAAACAACCAAUCAGUACAACAAAUGCAUCUGUUGCUGGAAGUAGAUCAUCAUCGUCUGGAACAACACCGGCAACUUCAUCAUCAUCAUCACUUAAUCAUCAUAAUCUUAAUGAUGAUCACAUGGGAAAUAAUGAAAUGGCGACUUGGAAUAUUUCAUAGAAUUAAAUUUUUCGGCUUUUCGUUUUAUUUGGAUCAACAAAUUUUAAAUGAAAUUUAUCAAAACUUUUGAAUUAUCUGCCGACACUUUAUUUUCUUUUAUUAAAUAUUUUUGAUGUUUUAAAAUAUCUCUUAAAAUUUUGUCAUUUUUUUCUUUCAAGUUUAAAAAUAAGUUUUGCUUUGUAAAUUAUUUUCCCUUGAAAAAAGCAAAUGCAAUGCUACCACAGAACCAACAGUAAAAGCAAGCAGACAAGCAAAUAAACGUUUCAAACAAAAAAUUGCGAAACGAAACAUUCGCAUAAAUAUCAAAGACUGAAAGUCUGAAAAUGUGAUCCACAGAAGCCAUCGUCUUUGUGUACCAUGAUGAACGAUGACGAAAGUCCUCAUGCCAAUCAAUCCAUUGAGAUGAAAGCGAAAUGACCCGUUGAGUGACGAUGAAAGAGCCAAAGUUACGAAGGCAGAGAGAAAGAAGCGAAUUAAAAAAAGAAAUGAAAAUUUAUUAACAGAAAGAAGGAAAUUUUCCUUAAAGACGCAAAAGCGAUUGUGAAGAUUCAAAACAAUGGAAAAAUAAUUAAAAAAAUAAUGAAGAAAAGAAUAGCAAAUAAAUUUCUUUUUUGAGAAUAAUUAAUCGAAUUAAGAGAGUUAAGAAUUAAUAAUUUUCAUCGUAGAUGUUAAGAAAAUUUUCCUUCCUGAUUUCAAUUUUCCUUUUCCAAAAUUUUCCUACUUCGAGUCCACUUUUCUCAAUGAUUUCAUUAUUAUAAAGAAGAAUCAAAUGAAUUAUGCAAUAAUUAAUUGUCUUAUUUCGUUUCUUUGUAUUUGUUGAUAAGUAAAUAAUUGAAAGAAGAAAACACAUACACACACACACAUGGAGAAUAUUUAGCUAACAAGAAAUAAAACUAAAAUAACUAACGUAGAAUUUAAGAUCAUACAAUUUCUGCAUAUUUUAUGUGUUUUUAUAUUUAAAAAAAUAAAGAAUUGAAGGAAAGUUUUUGAGUAAAUUUUAAACAACAUAAGCCAACAACCAUCACUCGUCUGUAGAGAAUUGAUAAGAAUAUAUCUAAUUAACAUAGAUAAUAAUUUAAAGAUUUUCAUUGAAGGAAAAUAAAAUGAAAUAAAGGGAAAAACUUUUUAUUUUCUUUCCAUGGAAAUUUGAACAAAAAUGAAAACAGAAGAAAAAUCAUAUGACCGAGAAAAUAUAUUUAUUAAUGAUUAAAAAUAGCAAAAUA